Messenger RNA from Punctularia strigosozonata HHB-11173 SS5, 600 nucleotides. RefSeq names its product adenylylsulfate kinase. NCBI's taxonomy places the organism in Eukaryota, Fungi, Basidiomycota, Agaricomycetes, Corticiales, Punctulariaceae. The transcript has 5 exons. Gene Ontology annotation, molecular function: ATP binding; adenylylsulfate kinase activity. Gene Ontology annotation, biological process: sulfate assimilation. The record is from RefSeq and is a predicted model, not a curated record. The coding region runs from base 1 to 600 and encodes 199 amino acids.
AUGGCGACCAACAUAACCUUUCACCCUGGCUCGGUGUCGCAGACUGAACGGCAGCAGCUCCUAUCCCAGAAGGGCGUUACGAUCUGGUUCACGGGCCUCAGCGCCAGCGGCAAGUCAACGAUAGCUUGCGCCUUGGAGCAGCAUCUCCUCCAUCUGCACAAAUUCACCUACCGCCUUGACGGCGACAAUGUCCGCUUCGGCCUCAACAAGGAUCUUGGAUUCGACGAGAAAUCCCGCAACGAGAACAUCCGGAGGAUAGGAGAAGUCUCCAAGCUCUUCACGGAUGCAUCAUGCGUCACUCUCACGGCGUUCAUCUCGCCCUACCGCGCGGAUCGCGCUGUCGCCCGCGAUCUUCACGAGAAAGCCGGUUUGCCUUUCAUAGAAGUUUAUGUUGAUGCUCCGCUGGACGUCGUCGAGCAGCGCGACCCCAAGGGCCUCUACAAGAAGGCGCGAGCGGGCGAGUUGAAAGAAUUCACCGGAAUCUCAGCGCCAUACGAGGCACCAGAGAACCCCGAGAUCCACAUCAGAACCGACCAGUGUGACGUGACCCAGGCCGUUGCCACAUGUACGGAGUAUCUCACCGCCCGCGGAUUCAUAUAA